AUGGAGGAGACAAAGAAAGGGUUGCUGUACAUCAAUGUGUGUGGCUGGAAGUGCGUCCCUACCCCUGCUGAUGAGAACAAGCCUGUGUGUGGAGGGAGACUGGAGACAGACACUGGUGAAGGAGGAGAUGACUACAGUAAGGUGGAUGUGGCGUUCAGCCCUGCAGUGCAGCAGCAGGCUCAGAAGGACAAGAGGGAGAAGGACCAGGUUCACCUGUUAGCCCUGAGCUUCACCCAGCAGCAGCAUGGCCUGCGUCUGGUCCAGCGGACAUGGCCUAGAGGACAUGCAGUGCCGCCUGGGUUCUCUAAAACAGUCCAGCCACCAACACAGCAUCCCAGACCCCAGCUUCCCUGCUCCAGCAGAUCUCCUUCUGCGUGAAGGGCAGACCUGAGGACAGUACACCUGUGCAGCUCAUCACAUCUGUCCAGCUAUCAUCUGGGCCAGGGGACCAAAGCUACAAGACCAAGAACCUGAUCCAGGUGAUCUCUAGCUCAGUGACAGCCCAGCCUCAGCAGCCACAGCACCAGCUCACUGUCAACUCUGACCCCAGGGACCUCUCUCGGAGCCUGGAGCUGACUGUGGAGCUACCAAAGGUUCAGUCCAUCACAGAGUGCCAUCUCAGCAUUUCCUAGGUCAGGGACCACUCUGCUUCCCCUUCCCUUGUGCUAUGAAUAAGGCCCUGUGACAGAUUAACAAAAACUAUGUUGAUUUUGCUUAAGCGCUUCCUAUGUUGACAUAAUAGCCUAUGUUACAUUAUAAGUUAUCCUUUCUGUGGUCUUGUUGGUCUAAAUGUCUGUGUGUAUUUCUCUAUAAUAUGAUAUACUACUAGAAGUGGAGGAUAUGUACCAUCUACACCUGGAGCUGCCCGAGACUGUGAAUGAGGAGUCGGCCUCUGCCACGUUCAACAAGAAACGGACAUUAACUUUGCAAGUGUCUAUACUCUAGUGCCGUUACUGCAGACACUAAAAGCACACACCUUAAUUCAUAGACAAAAAAAAAACACUGUCUGCUCUGGCAUGUCACACUUACACCCAGUAGGUGAUUUGUCUCUCUGAAGGGAGAUAUAAGAAGUAUAUAAUAAUAUAUAUUUCACUUUGGAAAUAUAAGAAGGCCAUUAGAGAAGGCAGUAACUUCAGUUACCUCAAAGCAAAUGGACCAAAAUAAAUGUAAUUUCUGCUAUACAUCCUACAAGCUGUGGGUCUGAACCUUUUGUAGUAGUAAACAGUACCUCAGUAAAGACAUUCAGAG
Molecule: messenger RNA, 1248 nt
Organism: Salvelinus sp. IW2-2015
Lineage: Eukaryota; Metazoa; Chordata; Actinopteri; Salmoniformes; Salmonidae
Source: RefSeq, a predicted model, not a curated record